Cylicocyclus nassatus is the source of this 2178-nucleotide messenger RNA. The record is from the annotation of a GenBank genome assembly. NCBI's taxonomy places the organism in Eukaryota, Metazoa, Nematoda, Chromadorea, Rhabditida, Strongylidae.
AUGGGAAACAUCCUGCUAGUACUCAUAUUUAUUGGCAGCAGCUUAGCAAGCGGCUUUAUCGGAAAGGCGCUGAGUGAAUCACCCGAAACUUUGAGCAAGGCUGAGGAGACUCAGAUUCUUGCCGCUCACGAAAUCCUACAUCAGCACGAUAACGAAGUCAAAAACCUGCUUCAGCUAAGUCCAGAGCAAGAGCUAACCUUGCAUAGAAUUGAGGAGAGCUUGGAACCAUUACAACAUUACACUAAUACCAGCGAAAGUAUCUCUGUUGUCAACUCGCACUCGCCGAUAGGGAAUCUCUUGUACCAGAGUGACAUAGAGCUAACAAUUCAACAAGCGCAACAGCUUGCGAAUGAAGAAGCGGAAAUGAUUGCACAAAACGAAGGUGCUACGGAACUGAGCAGAAAUAAACGACAAGCAGCGGUCUUUGGUCCUGGUCAAUUUAGAGCUUGGCCAAAUGGCGUAUUGUACUAUUCGUUGCCUGUCGGUACAGAUCGUAAGAUACAAAGCAUCGCCAGAGAAGCGGCAGCUAUUUGGAUGAGGGAUACUUGUGUGAAUCUUGUUGAGGACAGAGAAGCGGAACAACGAGUUGAAUUUAACGUAUAUGCUCCAGUCUGCUCUUCCCUUAUAGGAUGGGCAAACCAAGGGGUGCAAUAUAUAAAAUUUGCAAAAGGAUGUCAUUAUGUUGGUACCGCCGUACAUGAAUUCGGUCAUGCGCUUGGAAUGCUUCAUACGCAUUCUAGACAUGACCGAGAUGAUUACCUCUUUAUCGAUCCAAAUCACAUUCAAAUAGGAGCAGAGCGUAAUUUUGUCAAGGAGACACCAGAAUCAAACAACAAUUAUGACAUUCCUUUUGAUUACGGAAGCAUCAUGGCCUACGGAGCACGAAGCAUGAUAGCCUACUCCCAGCACUUUAAUAAGGAAUCAUAUACUAUGGUACCCAAAGACAGGAAUUAUAUCGACACAUUGGGAUCACAAUUCAUUGCUUUUUACGAUGUGCUCAUGAUGAACAAGAUGUACGAUUGCUUGAAAAAAUGCGACGGAGUGCAACAGUCACCCGUGCAAGAUAGAGUGAAGCGACAAACGACGCGGAGGGUUGUCAUCACCACUAGAACAAGUAGCAACGGUGGUCCACCUGUGACCCAAACCCAAACUUUCACCAGCAACGACGGCGACCUUAGUGGCAUCCUUUCUGGCAUGAAUCUCAAUGGCUUUAGUCACCUCGGCGGAACUAACAGCCUCUUUGGGCGCUUAAUGGGUAAUCUUGGAGGGAUGGAAGGCGGUAAUAAUGGUCCGAGUAACAAUCAUCUGAACGGCCAUAAUGGUAACGGACUUAAAGGGGAAGAAGGCGAGUCGACUCGUCCAGGAGACAGAGGCUCAAGCACCGGGGGAUGGAGCGACUGGUGGAACUUACCCAGCAUAAUAGGUGGCAAACUUCCCGACUGGAUAUUUACAAUUGGUGGAAACUGGGACUGGGACUACACGGAAACCACAACAACUACACGCCGCCCACCCACCACCCCUCGCCCAACUACCACAACACGUGCUUCUACGAAAAAACCUAAGCACCACUCCAAAAAACCCAAAACCCCCACCCCCACCACCACCACCACCACCACGCCUGCGCCUAGGCCUGCGCCUAGGCCUACGCCUGCGCCUGUGCCUGCGCCUGGACCGUACGUCCCAUCUAAGCCAUUACCCGGUCCAAAGUACAACCAAGGAAAAUGCGCAAACGGUGGAUAUCCAAGCCCUCGCGAUUGCUCAAGAUGUGCUUGCCCACACGGAUAUGGAGGCCGUUUCUGUAACGAAAGGCCAGCAGGACCAGGAGAGAUACUGACAGCCAAAACAAGCGUACAAACUAUUAAGACCAGUGUGGGACAUGAGGGUGUGCGUAGAUCCGAUGAAAGAAUGGAUUACGUGUUUCACUAUUACUGGAUACAGGCUCCCGCAGGAAGGAAGAUUGAAGUGAAAAUUGUCUCGAUUGAAGAGAAACUUGCCACUGAGGGAUGCACCUGGCAAGCCAUUGAAAUCAAGUAUCAGAAAGAUCAACGCCUGACUGGACCUCGUUUGAUGGUACACGAUCAGCAGCAGCAGCAACAACGGCAAUUGCUUGAUCAUCGAGUUAAUUUUCUAAGCCCUGAAAAUAAAGCUCAUCGUUGUGUUUUUGUGCUGAAUGCAUAA